GCUGACGCUGCCUCCAAGCCGUGGCCUUGUGGCGCCGCAGGCGGUUGGUGAUGCACAGCUUUGGCUGCAGGAUGAUUCACUUUUUCUGCGAUGUCUCUUCGAUGAGGAGCAAGAGGAGGAGGAGGAAGAGGAUGAGCUGAUUGUUCCUCUCUCUGGGGUCAGUGACGUGGACGUCAAAGCUGAUGGCCAGUUUGUGAUACUAUCCUUAUCACCACCGUUGGCUCCAACUGGCUUUGCAGUGGACUUUAUGGCGGAAGGUCACCGAAUUGCCACGCUCACGCUCUCGCCUUAUAUGGAGGAGCUGAGACCUGUACUGGCAACGCUGAUGACCUGGCUGCGGCAUCUCACUGUGCGUGGGCCGCGUUCGCUGGGACUUUCGCCUCGACCAGCAGUUGAGUCAUUUUCUCUCCGUUACCAAGGAACAGUCCUCGAAGAACGGGACCUGGAUCUGUUGGAGGAUGAGCAGUGGCUCAACGACACCAUCAUGGACUUUUUUAUGCGUUUGGCCAUCGACGUGGCUGCACCGUCCAAGCUGCAAGAGCAGCUUUACGUGGCCAAGACUCAGUUCUUCACCCGCCUUACUGCCUGUGGCGCGUCCAGUGGCGAGAAAGGCUGGGAAAAUGUGAAGACUUGGACGAGGAGCGUGUCGGGGGGCGUUGCCUCACAGAAAGUUCUCAUCUACCCCGUCAAUGAGGGCAACCUUCAUUGGUGUGUGUUCUUUGUUUGUCAUCCACAUCGUGCCAUUGAACUGGCAGACUCCAGCGAAGAACACCCAGUGGCUCGGAACAUUUCAGAGCUGUCAGAGGAACGCCUUUGUCAAUGUGUUGGUAUGCAUUGGUAUGCACAGUCAGCAUGUUGA
Messenger RNA from Symbiodinium pilosum, 859 nucleotides. The record is from the annotation of a GenBank genome assembly. Lineage: Eukaryota; Dinophyceae; Suessiales; Symbiodiniaceae.